GUCUUUAAAGAGACUGGGCCAAGUGCAUUCUCCAGGGAGAUCCUAAACUCAGACGGGCACAGUGUAUCUACCCAGUGACUAUAGCCAUGCCUGAACCCGCCAAACCUGCAGCAAAGAAGAAAGAGGUGAAGAAAAAAGAAGACCCAAAGGCACCAAAGAAAGAGGAGAAGAAAGCAGAGGCUCAGGCUGAGCAGGCACCAUCAGAUGGAAAUAAAGGGGAGCCCUCCUCUCAGUCAGAUGGACUCUUCAUCAAGAAACCAGAAAAUUUGUUAACAGAGUGUGGGAAGGAUGUGGCUAUCAGCAUGGAGCUGGACGGGGCUCAGCUCCCUUGCAAGCCCACAGUCAAAUGGUUCAAAGGGAAAUGGCUGGAGCUGGGUAUUAAGAGCGGGCUGCGGUUCCAGUUCAAUGACAGCUUUGACAAGGAGAAAAAUGUUUACACCUGUGAGCUAAAAAUUGGCAAAGUGGUAAUAGGAGACCGGGGGGACUAUCGCUGUGAGGUGACGGCCAAGGACAAGUUUGACAGCUGCGCCUUCAACAUUGAUAUGGAAGCACCAAGGACAGAGGACAGUGGAAACGUGCUGCAAGCUUUCAAACGGACAGGUGAAGGUGGCAGAGACGCUUCUGCUGGGGAGCUGGACUUCAGUGGGUUGCUAAAGAAGAGAGAGGGGCAGCAUGAAGAGGAGAAGAAGAAGAAGAAAAAGGACGAUGACGAUGACAUGGGGAUCCCGCCAGAGAUCUGGGAACUGCUGAAGGGCGUGACCAAGAAAAGCGAGUAUGAGCGCAUUGCCUUUCAGUAUGGUAUCACUGACCUGCGUGGCAUGCUGAAGAGGCUCAAGAAAGCCAAGGUGGAGGUCAAGAAGAGCGCAGCUUUUAUUAAAAAACUGGAUCCUGCCUACCAAGUUGACAAAGGCCACAAGAUCAAGAUGUGGGUGGAGGUGAGCGACCCAGACUUGCCUAUCAAAUGGCUGAAAAAUGGGCAAGUGAUCAAGCCAAGCGGAAAAUACAUCUUUGAGAAUGUGGGCAAGAAACGCAUCUUGACCAUCACCAAGACCACGCUGGCCGACGACGCAGCCUAUGAGUGCUGUGCUAGGGAUGAGAAAUGCUUCACGGAGGUCUUUGUUAAAGAUCCACCUGUCCUGAUUGUGAAUGGCCUGGAUGAUCAGCAAGUGGUGGUGGGAGACAAGGUGGAGAUGGCAGUAGAAGUGUCUGAGGAAGGAGCCCAGGUGAUGUGGACGAAGGAUGGUGUGGAGCUGACCCGUGAAGAGACUUUCAAGUACCGCUUCAAGAAGGAUGGCAAAAAGCACAUUCUCAUAAUCAACGAGGCCACCAAGGAGGAUGCUGGACGCUACCAGAUCAUGACCAAUGGGGGCCAAUCAGAGGCAGAUCUUGUGGUUGAAGACAAACAGCUCGAGGUGCUUCAGGACAUUGCUGACCUUACUGUCAAAGCAGCUGAGCAGGCCGAAUUCAAGUGCGAAGUGUCAGAUGAGAAGGUGACUGGCAAAUGGUACAAGAAUGGAGUCGAGGUCCGACCCAGCAAACGCAUCACGAUUUCUCACAAGGGCAGGUUCCACAAGCUGCUUAUCGAUAAUGUGAGACCAGAGGAUGAGGGAGACUACACCUUUGUCCCUGAUGGAUAUGCUCUUUCACUGUCUGCCAAGCUCAACUUCCUGGAAAUCAAGAUUGAAUAUGUCCCCAAGCAAGAGCCCCCCAAGAUCCAUUUGGACUGUUCAGGGGGGACUCAGGAAAACACCAUUGUGGUGGUAGCUGGGAACAAGCUGCGCCUGGAUGUGGCCGUUACUGGGGAACCAGCACCUGUGGCUACCUGGCUGAAGGGCAAUGUGGCGUUUGUGGUGAAGGAAGGCCGGGUCCGUAUAGAAGAGAGGAAGGAGUUGAGCAGUUUUGUGAUAGAGAGUGCUGAGCGCUCUGAUGAAGGGAGCUACACCAUCAAGGUGACCAAUCCAUUGGGCGAGGACAUGGCAACCCUCAAUAUCAAGGUGGUGGAUGUCCCUGAUCCUCCUGAAGCUGUGCGUAUUACUUCGGUGGGAGAGGACUGGGCCAUUUUGCUGUGGGAACCACCAAAAUACGAUGGCGGCAUGCCUCUUACUGGAUACCUGAUGGAGCGCAAGAAGAAGGGAAGCAUGCGCUGGAUGAAACUGAAUUAUGACGUUUUCACUGAGACAACCUUUGAGUCCACCAAGAUGAUUGAGGGGGUGCUUUAUGAGAUGCGCGUCUUUGCUGUCAACGCCAUUGGAGUCUCUCAGCCCAGCCAGAAUACCAAACCUUUCAUGCCUAUUGCCCCCACUAGUGAGCCGGUCCACCUCACCUUGGAGGAUGUAACAGACACCACGGCCACAUUGAAGUGGCGUGUUCCAAACCGGGUUGGCGCAGGGGGUAUCGACGGCUACCUCAUUGAGUACUGCAAGGAAGGAAGUGAUGAAUGGAUACCUUGCAACACAGAGCUGGUGGAGCGCUGUGGGUUUACUGCUAAGGGGCUUCCUACAGGUGAGAAGCUUUUUUUCCGGGUCACUGCCAUCAACAUUGCAGGCAAGAGUCCACCAGCCACCUUUGCCCAGCCCGUCACCAUCCGAGAAAUUGUCGAACAGCCCAAGAUCCGUCUGCCUCGCCAACUCCGGACGACAUACAUCAGGAAAGUUGGGGAAUCAGUCAACUUGGUGAUCCCAUUCCAGGGAAAACCCCGUCCUAAAGUCACCUGGUCGAAGGAUGGAAAGCCUGUGGACCCCAAGGAGGUCAAUAUCCGCACCUCCGAUUUCGACACCAUCUUCUUCAUCCGCAAGGCCGAACGGUACCACUCAGGCGACUACGAACUCUCAGUUCAGAUUGAAAACAUGGAGGACAAGGCCACCGUCAAGAUCCGUGUCGUGGAGAAGCCAGGUCCAGCACACAAUGUGCUGGUGAAGGAGGUGUGGGGUUUCAAUGCCUUAGUAGAGUGGCAGCCUCCCAAGGAUGAUGGGAAUUCAGAGAUCACUGGCUAUUCCAUCCAAAAAGCUGACAAGAAGACCAUGGAGUGGUUCACUGUAUACGAGCACAACCGCCUUACACGCUGCACGGUGUCUGACCUCAUCAUCGGCAACGAAUACUACUUCCGAGUCUACAGCGAGAACAUCUGUGGACUCAGCGAAAGCCCCGGGGUCUCCAAAAACACAGCCUACAUUCAGAAAGAUGGAAUGAUUUCUAAACAACACAACUACAAGGAACACGAUUUCAACAUGGCCCCCAUAUUUCUGACACCACUGUUAGACCGGACAGUGGUGGCUGGAUAUACCACCGCCUUGAACUGUGCCGUGAGGGGACAUCCUAAACCCAAGGUGAUCUGGAUGAAGAACAAAAUGGACCUCAGUGGGGACCCCAAGUUCCUGCAGAAAAACAGCCAGGGGGUGCUGACCCUCAACAUCCGCAAGCCUAGUUCUUUUGACGGUGGCACUUACUCCUGCAAAGCCAUCAAUGAACUGGGCGAAGCCAUAGUGGAGUGCAAGCUGGAGGUCAAAGCGCCGCAGUAAUCUUUUUGCCACAACUGCCAACACCUGGAAGAGGUUAGAUCUCUCCCCUCUUUUUCUUCAUGGUGUCCCUUCCCACCUUGUGCCAAUGGUAAGGAAGAGAGGGAGUGGAUAUGCCUCCUUUCCUCCUCGCCCACCAAAGAAACCACGCCUAUCACAUUUGGACAGACAGAGCUACCACAGACCAGCUAACCCACGCCUGUAUCUGUCUGUGCAUCUGUGUCUGGUCAGUUGUUGUGUCAAUAAAGUGACCUUGAUGGGAUAA
Molecule: messenger RNA, 3780 nt
Organism: Rhineura floridana
Lineage: Eukaryota; Metazoa; Chordata; Lepidosauria; Squamata; Rhineuridae
Gene: MYBPC2
Product: myosin binding protein C2
Exons: 30
Coding region: 87-3518 (1143 amino acids)
Molecular function (GO): protein binding
Source: RefSeq, a predicted model, not a curated record